AUGGUAGCCAGAAACUUGUUCACCGUAAAUAGGACUUUAACAACAGUGAAACAGAGUUCAAAAUAUGCAAGUGUUGUGAUAAGGAAACAUAGUGUUUGGACUCAGGAUAGAGUGAUCAAGUCCCCUUUCAAAGAUGUUCAUAUACCUAACUGUACGUUGUAUGAGUACAUUUGGCAAAAUCUUGAUAAGUGGCCCGAGAGGACUGCGUCUGUCUGCGCAGCGACCGGCAGAGGGUAUACCUACGAGCAAGCGUUCAAGUUAUCAAACAGAUUUGCUGCAAACCUUAGGACGAAAUUCAAGAUCCAAGAUGGAGAUGCCGUGGCAGUGAUGUUACCAAAUAUUCCAGACUAUCCUCUGGUGUCUCUGGGGAUAUUGGAGGCAGGAGGAGUUAUUACUAGCAUCAAUCCCAUUUAUACUGCUCACGAAGUCCAACGCCAGCUAAAACUGUCUGCAGCAAAGAUGAUUGUCACAUUACCAGAGAUCGUACCAACUAUAAAGGAAGCCUUGAAGCUUGCCCAACUAGACAUUCCAAUAGUUGUAGUAAAAACCAAUGAUAGUCCAGUUCCUGAAGGUACAGCACUUUUCAACGAACUGAGUGAAGAUAUUCAUGCUAAUAAAUCUAUAUUAAAACAAGUAAGAAGGACUGCCAACGACGUUUGUUUCCUACCAUACUCUAGUGGGACUACAGGACUGCCAAAGGGCGUGGAACUCACCCAUAGAAACAUCAUAGCAAACUGCGAACAGAUCAAUGAACCAAUUAUUGCUAUGCACAAAGAAACAACAGCCACUCAUCAAGAUGUUGUGAUGGGUGCGUUGCCAUUCUUCCACAUCUACGCAGCGACAGUCCUCAUGUUUCACAAGAUGUCCGUCGGAGCCAAACUAGUUGCUUUAGCCAAAUUCCAACCUGAAGCAUUCCUGAGUUGCAUUGAGAAGCAAAAGACUAACGUAUUGAUGGUGGCGCCGCCUUUGAUUCUCCUGAUGGCAUCUCACCCAGCAGCCACUGCGAAGACCCUGGAACCUAUAGACGUCAUAUGUAACGGAGCAGCUCCUUUAGCUGGUAGUGACGUGGAACGAUUGUUGAGACGGAUGCAGCGCGAUGUAGACUUCAGACAAGGUUAUGGACUGACUGAGACGUCUCCAACAUUAACAGUUACUCCUAAAGGGCUGAUCCGGUAUGAAGCAACUGGACCACCCGUAGCGAAUACCGAGAUGAGGAUCGUGGACUCGGAUCUCAAGAACUUGGGUCCUAAUGAGACCGGUGAGAUCCUUGUGCGAGGUCCUCAAGUGAUGCGAGGCUACAAAGACAACCCUGAAGCCAAUAAGGAAACUCUCGUAGAAGGCAACUGGUUCAGGACUGGUGACUUGGGCGUCGCUGAUGAAGAUGGUAUUCUUGUUAUUGCUGAUAGGCUCAAAGAGCUAAUUAAGGUCAAAGGCUUCCAAGUGCCUCCAGCAGAACUGGAAUCCGUUUUACGAGAACAUCCCUCGGUCAACGACGCAGCUGUCAUUGGAGUUCCUCAUCAAACCAAAGGAGAAUCACCAAAAGCCUUCGUAGUACUUAAGAAUGGUCACAAAUGUACUCCUCAGCAACUCAGCGAGUUUGUCAACGAGAAAGUAGCAGCUUACAAACAUGUAGACGAUAUUACAUUUAUAGAGAGUGUCCCGAAAAGUGCAGCUGGUAAGAUUUUAAGAAGAGUUCUUAGGGACCAGUACUGUUAG
Messenger RNA from Spodoptera littoralis (African cotton leafworm), 1716 nucleotides. Lineage: Eukaryota; Metazoa; Arthropoda; Insecta; Lepidoptera; Noctuidae. The record is from the annotation of a GenBank genome assembly.